Mitosporidium daphniae is the source of this 699-nucleotide messenger RNA. RefSeq lists its product as uncharacterized. Lineage: Eukaryota; Fungi; Microsporidia. Gene Ontology annotation, biological process: Golgi organization; intracellular protein transport; endoplasmic reticulum to Golgi vesicle-mediated transport. The coding region runs from base 1 to 699 and encodes 232 amino acids. The transcript has 2 exons. The record is from RefSeq and is a predicted model, not a curated record. Gene Ontology annotation, cellular component: COPII-coated ER to Golgi transport vesicle; endoplasmic reticulum; endoplasmic reticulum-Golgi intermediate compartment.
AUGCUCCUGUUAUAUUUGGCCAUUUGCUGCGGCCUUUUUGUCAAUUCUUGCCGGGGAAUACAUUUUUACCUCGAGCCAAAUCAGAAAAGGUGUUUCAUUGAGCAUCUUCCUCGCCAUACGCCUUCCUUACAUAUUAAUUUAGGUGUUUAUUCAACCCAAGUUUACAAUCCCUACACGAACAAAUACACAGACGAUCCAUUAUCCAGUGUAAGCAUUAUUGUCGAUAGCGAAAGGGAAAAUCUGCUCAAGCAAACGGGCUCCUCAAGCGAUCGUUUCUUUUUUACAUCUGGGGAACACUCUGAACAUAUUAUCUGUCUUUCCUCCAAUAAUCCUACCUUGGGAUCGCAAAAUGGUUGGUGGAGCCAGGGAUCAUCAGGCAGCUCCAACAUGCAGGGCUCAAUUAAAAUGACAUUUGAGGUGUUUAUUGGCGAUCCAGGAGAGCCUUCUAUUGUCUCCCCAAUUGAAGCAAAGGUUGCCGGUCUCGCGCAAACAGUUUCUCAGCUGAAUACUCUUGUCUCUGAAAUAAGAAGGGAACAGUAUUUACAUAGAGAAAGAGAAGCUGAAUUCAGAUCGCUCUCAGAAUAUGUAAACGGACAGGUUGUAUGGUGGACAAUUGCCCAAAUCUUGGUGCUUACUGGCGUUGCAUCCUGGCAGGUUAAGAGAUUGGGAAGGACAUUGCGCACCAAGAGAUUGAUAUGA